AUGAAAACAUUCACUCUUUUUCUAAAAGUGAAAAGAAAAUUAAUAAUUUCCCUAACCCUCUCUCUCUCUCUCUCUCUCUCUCUCUCUCUCUCUCUCCCUCAUGUUUUCUUCUCAAUAUUUUUACUUGUUUUUUUUCUUCUAAUUUCCUUCAUUUCUUUUUGCAUUUGUUUUUUCUUUCUUCCACUUUCUUCUUUUUUACUUCAUUUUUAUUGUGCUCUUUCCUAUUCACAUCCACACAUUGUUAAUUGCUUCUUUCUUUUUAAUCUCUGUUCUUUUUAUUCUUUGCUUAUUUCUUUCACUUUGCUUAUUUUUGUCUUAUUCUCUCGUCUCUCUUCUUAUUUUUCUUUACUGUUUUCUUCUUCUUUACUGAUUUCUUUCUCUUGUUCUGUAUUGUUUCUUCUUUGCUUAUAUUUUUCUUCAAUCUUCUCUACUCUUUCUUUUUCAUCUCUUGUUUAUUUUUUGGUGUUAUUGUUGUUGUUCUACUCUUCUUUUUUUUCUCUUCUUCUUUUCUUUCUUUUUACCCAUUGUUUGUUCUUUCUCUUUUUUCCCCCUUCUUUUUCUUUUACAUUUUCUUUCUUCUCUUUCUAUUCUUCUCCUUUUUAUUACAGCCUUCCUUAUUCUCCUAUAUUCAUUUUUGAUUACCUUCUUCUUCUUUUCCUUUUUCUUCUUUUUUCUUUAUUUAUUCUUUCUUUUCUUCCUCUUGUUCUCAUUUUUAUCUUUUUCUUUCUUUACAAUUUUUAUUUAUGUUUCCUUGUUAGAAUUCUUUUUAUACUUUCAUUCAUUUUUUCUUCUUUUCAUUCUUACUGUAUCUUUCUUUUGACGUCAUUCAUUUUGCUUUCUUCUCUUUUCCAUGCCAUUCGUGUUCAUUUUCUUUGGGUUUUUUUUUCUCCUUCUUUUUCAUUCACCACUAUUUUCUACCUCACUAUUAUUCUACACUUGACAUUUGACACAAGCAAAAUUUUUUUUUCUGUCUUCGCCUUGUUCUUCACAACAUCAUCAUCAUAUUCUUUUUCUUUGUUGCUUUCUCUUUCUUCUUUGUUGCUUAUUUUUUGUUCUUGCUCUCAUUUUGUAUUUCUCCUUCCUUUUUGUUUUCUUCUUCUUCUUCUUUUUCAUCUCCUCCUCCUCCCCUUCUUCUUCUUCUUCAUCAUCAUCUCCUCCUCCUCCUUCUUCUCCUUCUUCUUCUUCUUCUUCUUCCACUCCUCCUCCUCUUACUCUUACUCCUACUCCUGCUCCUACUCCUUCUUCUUCUUCAUCAUCAUCUCCUCCUCCUCCUCCUACUACUACUACUCCUUCUUCUUCUUCAUCUCCUCCUCCUCCCCUUCUUCUUCUUCUUCUUCAUCAUCUCUUCCUACUACUACUACUACUACUACUCCUCCUUCUUCUUCAUCUCCUCCUCCUCCCCUUCUUCUUCUUCUUCAUCAUAAUCUCCUCCUCCUCCUCCUUCUUCAUCAUCAUCUCCUCCACCUACUCCCCCUCCUUCUUCUUCAUCUCCUCCUCCCCUUCUUCUUCUUCUUCUUCUUCAUCUCCACCUUCUCCUUCUCCUCCUCCUCCUCCUCCUUCUUCUUCUUCUCUAAUCUUUCUUGGCCGAUUUCUAACCUCCCCUCUAUUUUAAUAUCAUCCUUUCUUUCUUUCUUUCUGCUUACUUGCUUACUUUCUGUAAUUCAUUCUCUCUCUCUCUCUCCUUCUCUCUUUUUUGCCUGCUUUUUUCUGUUUUCUUUCUUUCUUUCAUUCCUGCUUGCUUUCUUGCCUGUGUUCUUUCUUUCUUUUGCUUGCUUGCUUUCUUUCCUUCCUUCUUUCUUUCUUGCUGGCUUCUCUCUCUCUCUCUUUCUUGCUUGCUUUCUUUCGUUUUUGCUUGCUGUCUUUCCUUUCUUCUUUCCUUCCUUCUUUCUUUCUUGCUUGCUUCUUUCUCUUUCUUUCUUGUCUACCUUCUUUCAUUCUUUUUUCCUUGCUUUCUUUCUUUCUUGCUUGCUUGCUUUGCUUUCUUUCUUUCUUUCUUGCUUGCUUGCUUGCUUUCUUUCUUUCUUUCUUUCUUUCUUGCUUGCUUUCUUUUUUUCUUUCUUGCUUGCUUCUUUCUCUUUCUUUCUUGCCUACCUUCUUUCUUUUUUCCUUGUUUGCUUUCUUUUUUGCUUGCUAGUAAACAUUCAUUCUUGCUUGUUUGUUUUUCCCUCUCUCUUUCAUUCCUCCUUUCUUUCUUUCUGUCUUGCUUUCUUUCUUUCUUUCUUUCUGUCUUGCUUUCUUUCCUUCUUGCUUUCUUCUUUCCCACUCUCUCUCUCUUUCUUUCUUUUUUGCUUGCUUUCCUUAUUUCUUACAUUAUAUCUUUCUUUCUUUCUUUCUUGCUUGAUUGUUUGCUUUCAUUCUUUCUCUCUGUCUUUCUUUCUUUCUUUCUUUCUCUUUAUAUAUCUGAUCUACAUCUUUGAACAAAAACUUUCUUCUUCUUCUUCUUCUUUUUCUUCUUCUUCUUCUUCUUCUUUUUUUCUUUCGUCUUCUUCUUCUUCUUCUUCUUCUUCUUCUUCUUCCCCUUUUCUUCUUCUUCUUCAAUGUGCUAUGUCACUUCAGAAUGUUGGAAUUCGUAGCUCUCCACAACUUUCUAUCCUUUGA
This is a messenger RNA of Acanthosepion pharaonis, 2598 nucleotides long. The record is from the annotation of a GenBank genome assembly. Lineage: Eukaryota; Metazoa; Mollusca; Cephalopoda; Sepiida; Sepiidae.